Python bivittatus (Burmese python) is the source of this 621-nucleotide messenger RNA. The record is from RefSeq and is a predicted model, not a curated record. NCBI's taxonomy places the organism in Eukaryota, Metazoa, Chordata, Lepidosauria, Squamata, Pythonidae.
UCUCCACUAUCUGUCCUCCAAACAUUUAAUAACUGAAGAGGAAACGUGUUCUGAGAUGGAAUAAUCAACGUGUGCUCUCUUUUUCUUUUUACAGUUAAGAAAGCAAAGCUCCAGGGACCACCAGAGAAAUUCAACACCUAUGUAACCCUGAAGGUCCAAAAUGUCAAGAGCACCACAGUUGCCGUCCGAGGGGGCCAGCCAUGUUGGGAGCAAGACUUUCUCUUUGAGAUCAGCCGCCUGGACCUAGGCUUGAUUGUGGAAGUAUGGAACAAAGGGCUGAUCUGGGACACGAUGGUUGGAACAGCCUGGAUUGCGCUGAAGACUAUCCGUCAGUCAGAUGAGGAAGGUCCAGGGGAGUGGUCCACUCUGGAGGCAGAGGUUUUGAUGAACGGUCAGGAGGUCUGCGGCACCAAAAAUCCAACACCGCAUAAGAUAUUGUUGGACGCAAGAUUUGAGUUACCUUUUGACAUUCCGGAGGAAGAAGCCAAAUAUUGGACCAAGAAGCUAAAGCAGAUGAACUCCUUGGAGGAAGAUGAUGAGCCGUCUCCUACAGAAGACGUCCAGAAGCAGCUGAUGCCCCCUGCGGUCUCCCAGUGUUGUAAGUGAGGAGUUUUCCUCCUU